Molecule: messenger RNA, 4987 nt
Organism: Drosophila rhopaloa
Lineage: Eukaryota; Metazoa; Arthropoda; Insecta; Diptera; Drosophilidae
Gene: Pak3
Product: serine/threonine-protein kinase PAK 2
Exons: 2
Coding region: 913-2613 (566 amino acids)
Biological process (GO): intracellular signal transduction; regulation of axonogenesis; regulation of MAPK cascade
Cellular component (GO): cytoplasm
Molecular function (GO): protein serine/threonine kinase activity; ATP binding
Source: RefSeq, a predicted model, not a curated record
UGAGCAGUGGUCACACUUAGUCUGCAAUUUUCAAGACGGAUUUACACGCGCGCUUGUUUUUCGAUCCUUAUGAAAAAAACAUAAAAUUUUAACGCAAAAAGCACCUUUAAUGCGGGAAAGAAAUUACCAAAGUAUUUUUGGCUGCUAUUAAAAGAGCAUCCAAAUCGUGUAUGUGUAUAUGGCAUAUAUCGCCAGAACCCUGGAGCGAGUGCGAUAGCAAUAGCAGGCCGAGUGCAGCAGUGUAAUUGCAACGAAGGGGAAAACCAAAGAAGUAAUAGUUUUUGAGUGGAGCUCAUAGCUGGGAAGAACAAAAUAAACGAUAAACUGCCGUAUAGUCAUGGGCCCCUUAAACAGUUGAGAACGGGAAGGGAGUUUUCGGCCCGCAGCAACCACAACAAAAACAGGCAGUGGAAGAACAAGACAGCGACGGCCACUCCUUUUGUGUCCGACUUCGAGAUGUGUGCGUGUUCGUGUCCGCGUCCGCCUUUGUGUGUCGAGCAAUUGAAAACUGGUGAUUGCUGAAUAAAUUAAGGUAGCUAAAUUAAUAAUUAGCAAAGCGAGUGGGGCCAAUAAAAAGUGAAAAUCUUCUGCGUUUUCGUAAGCAAAAGAAACUACAGCUACAGUUAAAGAUAAGAAGAGCUCUCGCAUACACCCACACACACAGAAGCGCAGGCCGAACAAACGAGUGUGCGUUCGUGUGAAUGUGUUUAUGACUCACGGCUGGUUCAGUGAGAGGGAGAGAAAGAGAGCGAGAGUGGUGGCUUGAGUAACAGUAACAAUAGAGAACGCAAACAACAACAAAUCGUCCAACGUUUAGAAUUUCCCAAGUCGAGCGUAACUAAACGCAUUUGAAGAAAAUUCCAUACGCACAACAUACAUAUACAAAGGGAAAGAAAGAAAGCCGCUAGCAAGAUGAGCUUCACCAAGUGGUUCAAAAAGAAGGAGGUGAUCUCCGAGAUCGGCGCUCCCACAAACUUCCAGCGGCACUUCCAUGUCUCGCGCAACCAGGAGACGGGUGACCUGGAAGGCCUUCCAGCACCCUGGCUGCGACUGAUGAACCAGCAGAUCACUCGCGAUGAACAGGAUAAAAAUCCAGAUGCUGCCUACCAUGCCGUCAAGUACUACAACUACUCGAUCAAAAAAAAGGAGAAUGAGGCCUUCAAGCCCUUUAUCACCGAGGAUGUUAUCCAUGAGGAGUCCAAGGAGAUCGAGAACUAUGUGAAUUACAAGAAUAAGCACAAGUCGCAGGACCCGGAGAAAUCCGACGACGAUGGCAGCUCCACGGCCACGGAGACGGAAAGCAGCAGCGGAUGCGGCUCCUCGGCGGGCAACAGCAACAGUAGCAGCAUCAACGAUAGCAGCCAGCAGUCGGCGGUGCGACUGGACGCCUUGGAGGAAGUGUUUAAGGAGCUUAAGUCCAAUCUGGAGCACCGCGAAACCCUAAAGGCGGCACCACUGGAGCCGCCUCCAGUGCCGCCCAAAAAAUCGCCGCACACCAUGCCGCCCAAACCGCAGAUAAAGCCAAAACCCCGAGGGGUAACCCAGAAGUUCUCACGCACCUCAGAUCUCCGGCGAGAGGAGGACUCCGAUAACCAGCACAAGAUCAACACAGACACCAUCAUCAUUAAGCCAGCCGGCAGUGUCCAGGAUGCCGCAACGGAUGACAAUCCGGACGAGACGAUACUGCGUCGCUCCAAGGAAAAGCGGGCUCAGAAGACUGAUGCCGAGAUCUACGACGAACUGCGAGCCAUUUGCAACCCUGAAGAUCCCAGGGAGCGCUACAAGACCACCCAGGAGGUGGGCAAAGGGGCCUCAGGAAUCGUGUUCAUAGCCGGCGAUUUGCAAAACGAGUCGCAGGUGGCCAUCAAGACCAUCGAUAUGAAGAACCAGUCCUCCAAGGAUCUCAUACUCACCGAAAUCCGAGUGCUCAAGGACUUUAAUCACAAGAACCUGGUAAACUUCCUCGAUGCCUACCUUCUGGAGCCGGAGGACCAGCUGUGGGUGGUCAUGGAGUACAUGGACGGCGGGCCGCUCACCGACGUCGUUACCGAGACUGUGAUGAAGGAGCGCCAAAUUGCGUGCGUCUGCCGCGAAACGCUCUAUGCGAUCAGCUUCCUGCAUGCCAAGGGCAUUAUUCACCGGGACAUCAAGUCGGACAACGUGCUGCUUGGAAUGGAUGGCUGCGUCAAAGUGACGGACUUUGGGUUCUGCGCAAACAUCGAGGGCGAUGAGAAGCGACAGACUAUGGUCGGUACACCGUACUGGAUGGCGCCCGAGGUGGUCACACGUAAAAAGUACGGCAAGAAGGUUGACAUCUGGUCCAUCGGCAUCAUGGCCAUCGAAAUGAUCGAAGGCCAGCCUCCCUACUUGUACGAGACUCCACUCCGCGCCCUCUACCUGAUCGCCGCCAAUGGUCGGCCGGACAUCAAGAGCUGGGACAAGCUUAGUCCCAACUUGCAAGACUUCCUCGACCGCUGCCUCCAAGUGGAGGUGGACAGAAGGGCCACCGCCGACGAGCUCCUAAGCCAUCCGUUCCUCAACGACUGCAGCGAGGUCAAGGCUCUGGUGCCCAACAUCAAGGCCGCCAAGAAGGUGCUGCGGCGUAACGUAUAGUUGCUGUGUAAUCACCGGGCGGCCAGGCUGCUCUACGCGUGAUCGGAAGCAGGAUCGGGAUCUGCCCCGUGUGUAUAAUGAGUUUUCAAUGUAAAUUUGUUUUGUGUGGACGAAACCGGAACUGGAACUGGAACAGAAUGCUGAUCAUAGUCUUUGUAGUGUGUACAACCGUAGAAAUAGCGAGAGCAGGACUAGGACCCGGCAACUCCCCUUCGAAAACAGCACGAGACAGCAAGGGCAGAGAAAUGACUAUUUGCCGGAAAAUUCGGAGGAAAACGCCGAAAACCGUGGAUCCAGAUCGCAGCGCUCAAGCAGUUUAUCGAUGGCUGGGGGAGGGGAGGGUAUCGCUUAGAUUAGAUUGUCCUAUGGCAAAUUAGCUUACUUCGUACAUGGCGCAUAUAUAUGUGACCAAGCACACAAACACGCACAUAUGAUAUAGAUACUGUAUUAUUUACUGUAGGGACAUAAGUUUGAUUACUCUUUAUAUACCCGUAUAUAUACAUAAUUGUGAUUUAAGCGAUUUUAUCAAAUCUGCAUAAUGCGAUUCUUUAUAAAAUUCGUCGUAGUCAGUAAGUGCAAACGAACCCUAAACAGAGAACAUGCAAUACUUAUUGUAAAUUACCAAAAACAAAAAAAAUCAACACAAAAAGAAAAACGAAGGCGAUAAUUAUAGCAAGUCGAAAUGAGUGUAACAAGUGCCAUUAGGACUAGAGCUAGCAGCAGCAAGCAACACAUCAGCAUCAGCAAAAUUAUCUCCACAAUUUAUGCAUUUCCCAUAGAGUACAGAUAUCAAUGCAACAGAUAACUAAUUAGAAAGCUAGCCGGAGCAUGUAUAUUAGCUGAUAUUCACAGUGUUAACGGGAUUGAGGGAAAAUUGUUUGAUAUUCCAUUUUAAUAAGUACAAACUUAAGACUAACCAAAGCGCCACAAAAGAACAGAUUAAAAUAGACUUCCUUGUUCCUUCCCCCAGAGAUUUUGCCAUACGCACAAAGAAAAUUCUAGUACUAAACAGAACCCUAUCACAAUAGAGCUGUUAUAUAACUCGGUAAUGUGUGUGUCAAAGCUAAAGUAAAAUACCGAUACAAAGAAUAUCCCUAGAGUAUAUGCAUACACAAGUGGUAAACGUACACUAAACCAAGUCCCAACGGGAAUGAAAAAAAAAAAAAAUUGCUUAAGAGAAUAUCUUAAAACGGCACUAAACAACAUCUUACCCUAAAUAGACAUACUUUCCUUUUUUUUUAGUUGAAUAUUUGAUGCUAUUUCCCACCACAAGAUUUAUUCAAAAAGUAUAAAUAUAGCUAGUCGCCACUUUCUAAAUAUUUUACUGAAACACAACGAAGAAGGAACCAAAAGGGUGCAUUCGAGGAUUUUUAGCCAGCCGUCGUUAGAUUUUUUUGACUGUUAUAUAUACACUUACCGAUAGCGAUUAUCUUUUACUUGCAAUUCUGAAGUUAGUAGGCAAUGGAUUGCUGCUGCUGCAGAUCGGUUCAUAGUUAAAUUUUAUAUACGAAACGAAAUCCCAAUUUUUGGCCUAUAAAUAUGCAUUAAUAAUUUUUAAAGAGCUUAACCAUUAAUUGAAAAUUUACUUGAUUUUCUUAGUUUAGUUUAAAUGAGUAUUAGGCAAGGCAUCGAAUGGAGAGUAUUUUAGGGGCAUUAUAAAUAGGUUUUGAUAGCCUUUUUUGAAACCGAGACAUACCCGACAUUACAUAUUCGUAAACGCAUUUAAGACGAACGCAAAUAUUGCAAUUAAUAACGUAAAUGUAAAUGAAACUUAAGUCUUCAAACCAAACAAAAAACAACAAAAAGUAGCAUAAUUUUUUAUACGCAACUUUUAUUGCAAUUGUAAAGGGACGAAUAGGAGAAAGAAGAAGCGGACAUCAAUUUUGAUCAAUUCGCAAUUAUAUUAAUAUACACAAAAAGAAUUGGCUCUAUUUCAAUUAAACUUAAAUGUAGUAAAAAUACAAAAUGCAUAUUAAUGUGCAAGGUCAACCAGACUUGCCAAAAUAAAAUAAACAGUAUGAUAAAUAAUACGGCGAUAUAGCUUUUAGAAGAGCAAAAAAUAAUAACGAUACAUUAGCGCAUUAACUAUCGCUUAAAUUCAAAACACCCAAUAUAUUUUAUGUUUUAUGUGCGCACGUUUAGUUUUGCUUGAAACCUAAGUCGUAUUCGUAUAUUCUACUAUUAUUUAGAUUUAUUUUGCAAUUUACCAUUUAAGUCAACCUUAUACACAGACCCAAAACAAUUUAGUUCUCGUAGCCCCAUCCACUUCGAUCAUUGAAGAUGACCCCUCACAAUUGUAUGUAUUUAGUUUACCUUGCACUGUAAUUUUUAUUUUGUGUUGUUAAAUAUAUCGUUAUUUACUUAUUCGACCAAA